Choloepus didactylus (southern two-toed sloth) is the source of this 4295-nucleotide messenger RNA. It is a transcript of the gene MPPED2, whose product is annotated as metallophosphoesterase domain containing 2. The transcript has 7 exons. Lineage: Eukaryota; Metazoa; Chordata; Mammalia; Pilosa; Megalonychidae. The coding region runs from base 662 to 1546 and encodes 294 amino acids. The record is from RefSeq and is a predicted model, not a curated record. Gene Ontology annotation, molecular function: hydrolase activity.
UAGCUUCCUGCCUCCUGCUUGACCCGGGCUCACCGGCAAGCUGUUUGCCUCGCCCUCAGAAACCUCCUCCUGCUGCAACCUCGGGGCCUGUGGGCGCCGCUGGGGGUUCAAGCCGGCUGGGGCCGCAGGAGGAGCGCGCGAGGGCGCGGGGUCCCGCCGGGGAGCGCGCACGGAGCGGCGCCUCGGCCGCCCUGCUGCUUCCUGGAGCUGUGCUCCUUUGACCCCAGUGGCAGUCCCUGUCACUGCACCGCUCGCGCUCCCUCUGGCUCGCCGCGCCCUCGCUCCCUCUCCUCGCCCCCUCGCUCGCUCUCUCCCCAGAUCGAGGCUGCUCCCGUCCUCUUUCCCCCACCUCCCUCUCGCGCCGCACCCAGGGCCCCCCGCCCCAGCCCGCGGCGGGACCUCCCGGGUCGAAGGUUCUGGCCUGCCCGCGCCCCUCGCCGCCCCCGCGCGCCCCCCGCCGGCUCGGGCCGCUCAGCGAUGGAUCGCCUGCUCGCCGGGCGUUGAAGGCAUCCCCGGGACCCGGAGCGCAGCCCGGGAAAGAAACACAGAGCGGUAUUGAUGAGUAGAUCUUUGGGUUCAGAGGUUGGCUGAAACGCACCAUGCCUGCUUUCAUCCUUUGCUCCAGAAAGUUGUGAAUUGCUCAUGCCUAUAGGGAGAAAGGAUGGCACAUGGGAUUCCUUCUCAAGGCAAAGUUACCAUAACGGUGGAUGAGUACAGCUCAAACCCCACCCAGGCAUUCACACACUACAACAUCAACCAGAGCAGAUUCCAGCCACCGCAUGUACAUAUGGUCGACCCCAUCCCAUAUGACACUCCAAAACCAGCGGGCCACACGCGGUUUGUCUGCAUCUCAGACACACACUCCAGAACAGAUGGUAUCCAGAUGCCUUAUGGGGACAUCCUUCUCCACACAGGCGAUUUCACCGAGCUGGGACUGCCCUCAGAGGUUAAGAAGUUUAAUGACUGGUUAGGAAACCUGCCAUACGAAUAUAAAAUAGUGAUUGCUGGGAACCAUGAACUGACAUUUGAUAAGGAAUUCAUGGCAGACCUUGUUAAACAGGACUACUACCGUUUUCCCUCUGUGUCCAAAUUGAAACCAGAGGACUUUGACAAUGUUCAGUCCCUCCUGACAAACAGUAUUUACUUACAAGAUUCAGAGGUAACAGUGAAGGGAUUCAGGAUAUAUGGUGCACCUUGGACCCCGUGGUUUAAUGGAUGGGGCUUUAACCUACCCAGAGGUCAGUCUCUGCUGGACAAGUGGAACCUCAUCCCUGAGGGCAUUGACAUCCUCAUGACACAUGGACCUCCUCUAGGUUUUCGAGACUGGGUUCCAAAGGAGCUUCAAAGAGUGGGCUGCGUGGAGCUGUUAAACACAGUCCAGCGGCGAGUACGGCCCAAGCUCCACGUGUUUGGUGGAAUCCACGAAGGUUACGGCAUCAUGACAGACGGUUACACAACAUACAUCAAUGCCUCAACGUGUACAGUCAGCUUUCAACCGACCAACCCUCCAAUUAUAUUUGACCUUCCAAACCCACAGGGUUCCUGAAGCUCCAUAUGCCCGAUUGGAAUGUGAGGAAAGGUCUAUAAACUGUCAUUUUUCUAAUUUUAAACUUAUAUUCUCUUACUUGUUUAUUUCCAAAUCCUGUGAGUUCCUUUUGUAAAUUGCUGGAACAGAAACGCUAGAGGUUGUGCUGCUUCUUUAUUAUUUUAUUUUUAAAUGGGCAUCCAUUUGAAAUCAAAGAAGCAUUGUGAAUUUGUAAAAUGAUUUCUGUUUUCUCAAAGGCCAGGCCAUUGUAAAUUGUUAGUGUUUGCCAAAGGACAGCCAAGCUUUCUUUUAAAAAGUGAUCAAAAUCUUAUUUUAAUAUGCUUUAAGCUGGAAGAAAAGAAAAAAAAAGGUAGACAGUGUUUUUAAAAACCACCCAGAUUUGCACAACUGUUUAAGAAUAUUGUUUCAAGUAUUUUAUUUUUUGAUGUUUUGUUGUUGUCGUUGUUGUUUUCUUGGUAAUGCUUCUUUUUUGCAGACAUGGCCCCAAUUUAUAGCAGUCUUCUCAACAGAGGUAGACGUGGAAAAGACUUCUCUUCACACUCUCACUAUGAAGAAAGCUGUGUCAAGGGAAGAAAACGGCCCUCAUUUAAAGGAAGUCUUAGCUAGUGAGCUCCAUAUCGUGGUUAUACAAGCUCUCGUUGUUUGUUUAUUUCUUUUAAAUUAUUUUAGCUUUAAAAAUAUGGAAACGGAAUCUGUCAAGAGCUGGUAUUUCAUGCAGUAAAAAAAACGAACAUACAGACUCCUUUUCGAUAUGAAUUUAUAUAUAUAUAUAUACGUAUUUUUUUUUGUGAAUUAUGACUAAGUUAGGAGUUUAAUAUUGCCAAUGACAGUUCAACUGCAAAGGGGUGCACAUUAGAAAUCCGAAGGAGCUGACACAUUUUCUCAGAACUCAAGGUCUAAAAGAGCUUGAGUUAAAUCUUGGUGCAGUUGCAGGCAUGUAUAAAUGGAUGCAAUGGAAGCUAACUAAAAUAAGGCUUAGUUGUCCUUUAUAUUUAAAUACCCUGAAUUGUCUUCUUACUCCCUGCCCCUCAUUUUGCACUGUGUGUGGAUGCAAUCUUCGCUAGCACAAAAUAUUGUCGCUAAUAGUCAUUUCUGUUUUCCCAUUGUAAAUGCUGUUGAGCUUUAUUCUAUUUUAUGUUACCUUGUUAAUGAAAUUUAGGAAAGCAGUUGUUUCUUUAAAUUUAUUGUGAUAUUCUUUAUCUAGCGGCCUUUAUAUGCAAAUAAAAUUGCAAGAUUUUUAAAUCUGUGAUGUUUGAAGGGAUUAGUGGUGGGAGGGUGGUGGUUUAAGUCCUGGGGAAGGGAGUUUUAUUCAUACGCAACACCAGUAAUCCCUUUAAAAGAAUUAGAGUAAGUGACUUUUUAAAAAAUUUUUCAAUAAAUUUUUAUCACUCGCCAUCUGCGGUCGGCAGGUAGAUCGAUAAGGCACUCAGUGUACUCUUUCCUUCCAUCAUACUGUCAUCUAUCUUACUGUAGAUUUCAGAGGAUGACGAUUUCGUCUUUGACUACAGUCACUGCUCCUGUAGAAACUAAAGUGGCCAUGUUACUGCGGACAUGUCUCUGAUAGUGAGAGGGGGAAGCAGCUGAUAAUAGAGUAACCACUGCACAGCCCCUUUUGUCCCCAAGAGCAGUCACUAUCCCCCCUUGCUGGUUUUUUAAUAUAUCUAUCCAAAAAUGCUUUUGCAGCCAGAGGUGGUGGAUGGUAAGGUGGGGAAAUCUGUGUAUGUCAUUUUUGCUUUCUCUGGAAGAAGUUGAAGAAAAACCAUAUGAUCCUGAAUUUGCAAUGUAUCCCAAAAGUCUGUGUUCUAGUACCCAUUAGAUUAUAUUCAGAUAAAUCUGCCUGCCUUCUUCUCCAUAGAAGCUCCUUUGGUGUUAUUCCUGAAGGGAAUUCUUUAUUUCAGUCCCAGCAGAGUAGAAAGAGAGUGUUCUAGUCCAGAAUUCCAGCUCAAACUCACAUAUAAUUAUCUUGGGCUAUUGCAGCUGUUAAUAUUUAUUUAAGCAUCUCAGAGGCCACCCAGAACCAUGGGGGACACUUUGGCCUGAGUUUGCAAAGCAGAUCCCUGAUGCUCUAGCUUCCCAAACAGAGGUGGUCUAUGAUGUGCCAAAAGAGGUACUGGGAGCAGGUAACAACCAUCUUCUGACCUGCUGCAUCAGUCAAAGUGGUGCCAACUUCAGGUCCCUUCCCAGAGAACUGGAGUGAGAGAUGGGCUGAAUGGAAAUUUCACCUGGUAACUGUACGAGGAGCUGGGCACAGACUUCUUGAAAAGCAGGCUUUCCGGAGACAGGCAGGGGAUCAUGAUGACAAGUGUGUGUACAGCCCUUGAGAGGACAUCUGGACACAAACUAAUUAAGCUAAGCACUUACUUAAAUUGCCUUUCAUUGUGUGGGGGCUGGAAGCAACCCAGUCUGUGAAACCUAGAAGGGGAAACGUAGCAUGGCUCGUGGAACAAGGUUCGUGCAGCCUGUCCACCAUUCCAUCUGCAUGAGCUGCCUCCGCGGGCCCAGACUGUCCAGAGCCUGAAGCUUUCUCCACUGGGCCUUCGAAUAAGGAAACAUUCCAAGUAGCUCUCACAAAUUGAGCACUUUCCCUCUCCAGGCACUCUUCGGAGCACAGCUCGUAUUUUGUUUCUCAUCAUCACAAAACCCUGGGGGAAGUCACAUUAGCCCCAUUUUUUAAGAUAGGAAACUAAAGUCCCAAAGGUUAAAUCAUUUUUCCAAGGAAAAUGGAAAGUUAAAACCAGGUCUUUCUAAC